Messenger RNA from Aspergillus novofumigatus IBT 16806, 1046 nucleotides. RefSeq names its product TBCB family protein. The record is from RefSeq and is a predicted model, not a curated record. Lineage: Eukaryota; Fungi; Ascomycota; Eurotiomycetes; Eurotiales; Aspergillaceae. Gene Ontology annotation, cellular component: cytoplasm; microtubule plus-end; nucleus. Gene Ontology annotation, molecular function: microtubule plus-end binding. Gene Ontology annotation, biological process: cytoplasmic microtubule organization. The transcript is spliced from 4 exons. Bases 82 to 906 code for a protein of 274 amino acids.
GUUCGAUAUGGUCGAAGUGCGAAUUCUGUAGUCCUGGUGAAACAUAUAUACCGUUUUUGAUCUGCUUCAAUCACAUCAGUGAUGGCAUUCCAGCCCUCGCCGACAGAUGUCUCUGUCAUCAUCACCACGCCCGGUACAGCAACUGGUUCCGAACCGCGCUUCCUGACAGAGCGUCGUGUCACUCCGACAUGGAGUGUCCUGCAGCUGAAAUCUAAGUUGGAGACGAUGACUGGCAUCCCCACGAACUGUCAGCGUCUACUACUGAAGGCACCCGGGCGUGCUGAUCAGUGGGUAGAUGGAGAUGACAGUAUCAUCGGCAACUGGGGUCUGAUGAAGGGCUGCGAGAUUGAGGUUCACGAUACUCGCCCUCAAGCCGCACGGCCUAAUUUCAACGAUUUGUCUUCUGUGGAGAAAUAUGUCCUCCCCUCAGCCACGUAUGAGUCACUUCCACACUCGGUUCUAGCCUGGAAAAAGAACCAGAAACUCGGCAGAUUCGAUCCCAAGGCUCUGUCACCGAAGGAGUCGAUGCAAAAGCAGGCAGAGAAAGAUACCGAGGAUGUUCGCGUUCGGGGCAUCGCCGUCUCCAGACGUGCUAUUAUUCUUCCGUCAUCGCCUCCACACGUUAGGCGAGGCACCAUACGCUACGUUGGGCCAGUGCCUACGAUACCUUUCCCUGGAGUGGACGUCACAACUCAAGAAACUUCCGACUCCGGUCCCCAACCUAUCUGGGUAGGAGUUGAACUCGACGAGCCUACCGGAAAGAACGACGGUAGUGUAGGUGGCAGACGCUAUUUUACUUGUCCCAACAAUACGGGCGUCUUUGUGAAGCCCGAAAAGGUGGAAGUCGGAGACUUUCCCCCAUUAGAUUUGUUUGAUGACCUGGACGAUGAAAUGGAGGAAAUAUGAAAAUACUUUCCUUAUCUCAGCUGAGCAAGUAGUCCAGCAGGAAGAGAAUCACAGAAACAGAGAGAAAAGGGGAAUGGAAAGGCUAGCAUCGGUCUGGCACAAUAUUUCUAUUCAAGACAAUAAAUCCAGUUAUACCAAGC